AUGGAUUUUAGUGCCCCGGACAAUGCCGAUUACGCACAAGAUGAUCGCUGCAAAGAAUUGCGCAGGUUAUUCUUUCGCUUGAACACAUUCUACACUUUUUUGAUGUCCAGGAAGCAUGUCAUUAGCACUUUUGAUACUUUGAGAAAACCUAUCGAGAAGGACAUUCGAAGGCCACUGGAGCCUCUAGAUCUGGCUAAAAUUGCAUACUUGCUUCCUAGAGAUGUGGUUUUCAAAUACAUUGACGUUAACCAAUUUCACACUGAGAGUAAGGAUUUCGAUUUCCAGAACGGAGGUUUUCAACAAAAGACUAAUGACAUUUUCCAGCUGAAACCCGAGGGCAGUGAGUUUGAUGGUUCAUUCUCUAAUUCUGAAGACUCUCAGGUGCUGGUGUUCGAGUUUAUUGACGGUAACAUGGCCCACAAGGUGUCAAGACGCGAAUUCAAAACGCAAGUAAAAUUGCCAGAGUUUACUCCGGACGCAAUGCGAAGAAUGAUAUCAAAGCGUAAGAAAAUAUUUGAAGAUAGUUUGGCUGCUUUUUUGGGCCGAAGUAAAUUGAAAAAUGUGGAUCCAUGGCAAGUGUUGAAUUCCGAAGCGGCCGCGUUGGUUCCUCAGAAAAAAGAGUUCCAAGAUCCCAUCGAAGCAAUGAUUAAGUCCCGUGAAGCUCAAGGCGAAGCCAAAGUUUUGCUCGAUGCUGAGAACAAUCUUACCAGGCUCGCGAUACCAACGUUGCUUAAAAAAUUGCAGAUGUCUGAGUUAUACAAUAAUCAGAUUGUAAGCCAUAUGAUCAUAGAAGAACGAUCUGCAGUGCUGAGUCAAUUAGAUUUUGAACUGGCUCCCGGCGCUCUUGAUGCUUUUGAGCAUAAAACUUUUUACUCUCACCAAGCGCAGGCGCUUGAUGCCAUUCACAAUGGCAAUAAUGUUAUAAUUACUACCUCAACGUCUUCAGGUAAGUCCCUCAUUUACCAAUUGUCGGCUAUAGAUACUCUACUCAAGGAUCCUCAAGCCACUUUCAUGUAUAUGUUUCCGACAAAGGCUUUGGCACAAGAUCAGAAAAGGGCAUUUCAGGCUCUGCUCUCGAGGAUACCUCAGCUGUCUCAUAUUGUAGUUGAUACCUACGAUGGUGAUACAGAGGAAAAUAAUCGGGGAUACAUACGCAAGAAUGCAAGAGUCAUUUUCACGAACCCUGAUAUGAUACACGUUAGCAUUUUACCUAACCACCCAAAUUGGCGCCACUUUUUGAUGCACUUAAAACUUGUUGUGGUCGACGAACUUCACAUGUACAAAGGUUUAUUUGGAUCUCACGUUGCUCUUGUGCUAAGAAGGCUUGUACGCCUGGUAAAUGGAUUUUAUGAAAACCUUGAAGUGAAGUUUAUAUCUUGCUCUGCGACACUGAAACGCCCAAUUGAACAUAUGAAAAGCAUCUUCGGUGUGGAUGAGGUAACUUUAAUAGAAGAGGAUGGCUCUCCAAGAGGUGAAAAACAUCUAGUGGUUUGGAACCCCCCUGUUCUUCCUCAACAUAUGCGAAGGAGAGAGAAUUUCAUUCAUGAAAGUGCCAAGAUCUUGGUACAGCUCAUAUUAGAAAAUGUCAGAACUAUCGCUUUUUGUUAUGUUCGUAGGGUUUGCGAACUGUUAAUGAAAGAAGUGCGUACAAUAUUUCAAGAAAUGAAUAGAACUGAUUUGUUGAAUGAGGUCAUGUCUUAUCGAGGAGGAUACUCUCCUUCGGAUCGACGCAAAAUUGAGCAGGAAAUGUUUCAUGGGAAUUUGAGAGCAGUUAUUUCCACUAAUGCACUAGAGUUAGGUAUCGAUAUAGGUGGUUUGGAUGCUGUACUAAUGUGUGGAUUCCCACUUUCCUUGGCUAAUUUUCAUCAACAAAGUGGCAGAGCCGGCCGAAGGAAUAGGGAUUCACUGACACUAGUCGUUGCCAGCGACUCACCUGUAGAUCAACAUUACGUUACACAUCCAGAUGUUUUAAAGGAUGGUGACAGAAAUUCGUUUCAAGAGCUUACACUGGAUUUUGAAAAUGUUUUGAUCUUAGAAGGCCAUAUUCAAUGUGCUGCCUUUGAACUACCCAUUUCAAUUGACAGGGAUUUGCAAUAUUUUGAGGCCAAAAUUUUGAGGAAAACCUGCGAAGAGCGGUUACAGCACGAUGCGAAUGGAUACCAUACACACAAUAGGUUUCUUCCUUGGCCUGCCAAGCUUGUCAGUCUCCGUGGCUCAGAAGAAGUUCAGACUGCCGUAGUGGACAUUACCAACGGAAGAAAUAUAGUUAUCGAAGAAGUUGAGCUUUCAAGAACUAGCUUUACACUGUACGAUGGAGGAAUCUUCAUUCAUCAAGGCUAUCCAUAUCUUGUAAAGGAAUUUAAUCCUGAUGAGCACUACGCGAAAGUUCAAAGAGUUGAUGUUGAAUGGACAACAAAUCAGAGAGAUUUUACUGAUGUUGACCCUCAAGAAAUAGAAAUGAUCAGAUCUCUAGAGGAUAGCGAUGUACCCGUUUUCUUUGGCAAAAUCUUGACCACUAUUGUCGUCUUUGGGUUUUUCAAAAUUGACAAGUAUAAGCGUAUCGUCGACGCUGUUGAGACUCAUAAUCCGCCAGUCACCAUUCUGUCUAAAGGAAUGUGGAUUGAUAUACCAUCUAAUGCAAUAAACCUUUGCAAGCAGAAGGCCUUAAACAUUGCAGGAGGAAUUCAUGCAGCUCAACAUGCUAUAAUGGGCCUUCUCCCGGCUUUCAUCGUUGCUGGGGUGGACGAAAUACAAACUGAAUGUAAAGCGCCAGAAAAAGAAUUUGCAGAACGCCAAACCCAAAGAAAACGCCCAGCGCGUUUGAUUUUCUAUGAUUCAAAAGGAGGCAAACACGGAUCAGGGCUUUCAACUAAAGCCUUUGAACAUGUGGACGUCAUUUUAAAUGGUGCUCUAAAACGAGUAGAAGAAUGUCCCUGUGACUAUGGCUGUCCAGAGUGUGUGGCUGCUGCUUUUUGUAAAGAAAACAGCUUGGUGCUCUCAAAGGCAGCAUCAUUAAUUAUUCUUCAUUGUAUUUUAGGUCACGAAGAAUCUAGUUUCAUCGAUGCAAUUAAGGAUGGACCGGAGCCCAACCUGCCAGAUAUCAAAAUUGAGACUAUUGUGCCUGCUAUUGGACACGUCAAGUUUUCAAAGGACUUACAGAUCAUUGACGUCAGAGCCUCAGCUGAGAAGUCGUAUCCCUCUAUGAAGGUUGAAGAAUAG
Lachancea dasiensis is the source of this 3219-nucleotide messenger RNA. The record is from the annotation of a GenBank genome assembly. NCBI's taxonomy places the organism in Eukaryota, Fungi, Ascomycota, Saccharomycetes, Saccharomycetales, Saccharomycetaceae.